ACCAUUUCUUCUCCUUUAAGACAAUAAAGAUACCCUCUUACAAGGGAGUCAAUCAGUUCUGAACUACAUUUCGUUCCCUUUCAAGUUCGACUGGCUGUACCAGAAAGUUCCUGAGUGGAGAGUUGCGACUACACUCGUCCAGGACUAUUGCGACUGGCAUGACCUCAGACUGAGCAGAAUCCAGUACAGUACUUCUGUUAAGGAGCUCACCAACCCUUUAAUUUCCACUAUAUUCCGCAGGUCUGGUUCAUACCAAGGAAAUCUGUGUCCAUCACGAUAUAAUGGCGGGGUGGUUCAGUUCGAGCUCGCCUUUGGACGAGCAGAUUGAGCGCGCAACGUCCUCCAGCUUAGAGGAUAUAGCGCUGAGUCUGGAAGUCUCGGACAUGAUACGUUCAAAAACUGUCCAGCCAAAGGAUGCCAUGAGGUCACUGAAGCGGCGAAUUGGAAACAAGAACCCCAAUGUUCAGCUUGCCGCACUCAAACUCACGGACACCUGCGUCAAAAAUGGAGGCUCGCAUUUCCUGGCCGAGAUCGCGUCCAGAGAAUUCAUGGACAACCUUGUCUCCCUGCUCAAAGCCUUCGGAGGCGCAGCAACAAAUGAAGACGUCAGAAAAAUGAUCCUUGAACUGAUCCAGUCCUGGGCUAUUGCAGCCGAGGGGCGAUCUAACCUAUCUUAUAUCGGCGAGAUCUAUCGUGGCCUACAACGUGAGGGCUUUCACUUUCCCCCGAAGGAAACUGUGGCAAGUAGUAUGCUUGAUAGCAGUGCUCCCCCGGAAUGGAUUGACUCGGAUGUCUGCAUGAGGUGUAGGACCCCAUUUAGUUUCACCAACAGAAAACAUCACUGUCGUAAUUGUGGCAAUGUCUUCUGUGGUUCAUGCUCCAGCAAAUCGAUUCCCUUGCCACAUUUAGGCAUAAUUCAGUCUGUUCGAGUCGAUGACGGCUGUUAUGCCAAACUCACAAGCAAAUCCCGCGCGACACCCGGUCUUGAACAAGCACCUAGUUGGCAACCUCCAGGUGCAAGAACUCGUGCGCCGAUGCAGCCUCGAGAUGCACGUGUUGAAGACAGUUUUGACGAAGAUCUCAAGCGCGCUCUGCAGAUGAGCUUAGAGGAGGCUAAAGGGCAUUCUGGUUCCGGUUACGUCCCCCAAUCGACAAUUCAGCCGCAGAAAAGCCCAGCUACUGCGAAUGGCACUUCAGCUGCGCAGCAAAGCAAGGAAGAAGAGGACGAUCCGGAAUUAAAAGCAGCGAUUGCCGCAUCUCUUCGGGAUAUGGAAGAACAGAAGAAAAAACAUUCGGCCAAUCUGAAGCAGCAAGCUUCCGCCAAUAGUGAUUCCGCGAAAUCUUUUCUGCCUCGAAAUGACUACGAGCUUACACCCGUGGAAGCUGAAAAUAUUCACCUGUUUGCAGCCCUCGUUGACCGCCUCCAGACUCAACCUCCUGGAACAAUCCUGCGUGAACCCCAGAUCCAAGAACUUUACGAGAGCAUUGGAUCCCUCCGCCCCAAGCUGGCCAGAACAUACGGUGAAGCUAUGAGCAAGCAUGAUGCUCUUCUUGACCUUCACGCCAAAUUAGCAACCGUUGUACGUUACUAUGAUCGGAUGCUGGAGGAGCGCCUUUCGAAUACCUAUAGUCAUCACACUCUUGGAGGAUAUGGAGCACCGCAACCACAACAACAGCGCGUAUCUUCCAAUAUCUAUCCAACUAUACCAGCGACCGCCCUGAACGGUUCAUCUGGUGCUGAGGGCUUCUAUUCUCCAGUCUCCUCGCCCAGUCUUUACGCGCGCCCACAAUCCACAUUUGGCGGAUAUUCGGCGCAGCAAACCCCGUACGCCGAUGUUGCGCCAGUGCCUGCCGCACCGCAAUCCCAGUUACCGCCUGGCGGCCAACAGCAACCGGGUUAUAGUGCCAUCCCUUCCCAAGCCCCACCCAUGUCUCAACCAUACCCUGGAUCUCCCCAUAUGCACCAAAGUGUACCUCCGUCUGAACAGCCACAAACCUACCCUUCUCUGUCUCAUGGUGCUGCGGCAGCACCACCAUCGGCACCAUCAGCACCAUAUGCGACGGCUCAACACUUACCUGAUCAGGCUCCUGGAGGCUUAGAAGCAGCCUCUUACUACCAUCAUAACGAUGCUAAUCAAGCAUAUGCCCCGCAACUUCCGUCAGAUGUUCCUCCAGCACCCCUUUCCCAUCAGCACACUGUCAGCGCUCCGCCCUAUCAAUCUCCUGAACAAAAUUAUCAACCCGUCCCUCCUCAGCAGCAGCCAGAGGCGAUACAGGAACAAAACUGGUGGCAACCACAUCAGCCACCUGCGAGCCAACCAUGGCCACAAGCACAGCAACAACAGCAACCUCUGCCGCUGCAGAGCUACAAUAAUACUGGUGGCUAUGGCCAGGAUGCCUUUCCUGCUGCGCCCCAGCAUCAACCGCAACCCAAAGCGGUAGAAGAGAGCCUGAUAGACCUAUAACGAGCUUUUCGGGAUGGCGUUGGACGCAAAAUGCACAUUUUUCUCCUUCUGAAACCUUGCGACUUGUACGAAAUCGUCUGGUUCUGAUCUCGAGUUGAUAGCGCAGAUUUUUGAGUUUCGAGCGCUUGUUACCCUCUGUGUC
Molecule: messenger RNA, 2607 nt
Organism: Xylona heveae TC161
Lineage: Eukaryota; Fungi; Ascomycota; Xylonomycetes; Xylonales; Xylonaceae
Product: ubiquitin binding protein
Exons: 5
Coding region: 282-2465 (727 amino acids)
Biological process (GO): protein targeting to vacuole; protein transport to vacuole involved in ubiquitin-dependent protein catabolic process via the multivesicular body sorting pathway
Cellular component (GO): ESCRT-0 complex
Molecular function (GO): metal ion binding; ubiquitin binding; phosphatidylinositol-3-phosphate binding
Source: RefSeq, a predicted model, not a curated record